AUGAUGUCUGGGAUUCCAGCCGGAGGGUUUGCGAUGCCGGCAGGGCCAGGGGCCGGUUUUAUGUUUCAGCAACAGGGCGCCUUCGCCCAGCACUUGCAAGCAUCGGGUGGGGCAAAUCCUUUCGUGUACGCGGCGGCGGCUCCGCAGGCCCUUCCUCACGCAGCCGGACUGAAUGCGAGGUUUUUAGCGGGGUCAGCCAUGGCUCAUUCGGGCGCUUCGUCCGCCGGCGGGGCUUCAAGCGGGGCACCGCAGCGCGCCUCGCCCCGCGCCCGGGUCCGCGAGGGUCCAUCAGCCCAAGAGGUGAAAGAGGAACCAGAAGACCCUCUGCGCCCGAGACCCGAAGAGGUUGGGAUGGUCGAUAUGCUUCGUAGGCAUGGUGUGAACACGCCGGAUGCCGUGCACUGUCUACGGCAAAGUGGAAACCGGGUGGAUGUAGCCCUUCGCUACGCGAUGGAGAUGAAAAACACUCGUCACGAGAACCGGCAGACAGACAUGGCUCGCGUGGAGUCCGAGAAGGAAAAGGAUAGGGCCGCGGAACAGCAGCAAGAGGAGGACAAAAUCCUGAUGGUGCUGGGCGAAGUUAUUCCACAUUUUCCAAAGUCCAUACUCCUGAAUGCUGAGGAUGGCUGCACGACCUUCCGACAAUUCGUAGAGAGGCUUUCCGCAGGAGAUCCGAAGUUGUGCGACUUUCGCGAGACGGCCAUUACUCUUCUUUUUCUGGAGCGAGACGCCUUCCGACACUAUCCCGAGAACGAUCGCCAGAUUCGAGAAUACUUCGGUAAACUCAUCGAACGAAUACAGAACCACUUUACUGGGCGUCAAACGGAGGAGGUGGAGGGCGCGUCGUCACAGGGAGGCACGGAAACGGCCAAGAGAUCUAGCUCGUGCGAACGAGAACCAAGAGCUAAUCGUUGUGGCGACAGCAGCGAGCGCGAUGAAGAGACUGAAAGCCUAACAGCAAGGGUACGAGAGGAAGUCGAAGCCUUGCGUAGUAUUUUGUAUGGCUUCCCGAAGACGCCAGGUGGGGUUCCGGACGCGUUUCUAGACAAGCAAGCGGCACACAGUGCCACGUUAGAGAGGGAUGGCGUGGAAGAGGACCAUGAUCACAGUCGCUCGGCUCGAAGCGAGGAUCCCGUUGUCAUCGACGUUGACGAUUGAGGGAAGGCGGGCUGCGCGGGCGGGCGACAGUAACGAUCGAUAUGCGGUUGUGUUUUUACAUCGAGGUUUGAUGCGAGAGGAGCGUCAAGCGUUGUACAUGACUACGGCUCCACGGAAAGUUCCCCGGUGCGUGAUUAAGUUUUUAACGUCG
Molecule: messenger RNA, 1309 nt
Organism: Ectocarpus siliculosus
Lineage: Eukaryota; Phaeophyceae; Ectocarpales; Ectocarpaceae
Source: the annotation of a GenBank genome assembly